UAAAGGAAAUUCAUAACAUUAAUUUCGUCACAUAUUCCGACUUCCACUUUCCUCCCUCUUUCGUCACAUCUGUCCCUUACAUUUUGCUCUUAUUCGGCUCCUUUUUCUUAUUCUCUAGCCACACACACACACGCACCCCCCACCCCCCCCUUCAAAAUCUUGCUCUAUGGCAGAAGAACCCAAACCCGGAGGAACCUCACCACCACCGUCACUCUCACAUACCACCAACAUGAUCCACGACAACUGCAACUGCCAGGCCAGCUGCAGCUGCAACCACAAACCCCCCACCAAACCCGCAACCCAACCCCCCACCAAAUCCCCAACCCAACUCUCCACCCAACCCCCCACCGAUUACCGCUACGCCGCCAAACAACCCCGCCGCGCCCUCUGCUGUUGCCUGGCCGUCUUCCUCCUCCUAGCCGGCAUCACCCUCCUCACACUAUACCUAGUCUACCGCCCACAUAAACCCUACUUCACCGUCGCCUCCGUCACCGUCCUCAACCUCACCACCAACACCUCCGCCCCGCCACCGUCCGUAUCCGCCGCCAUGCAAUUCACCAUCAUCACCACAAACCCAAACCACCGCGUCUCGAUCCUCUACGACCGCCUCUCGGCCUACGUGUCGUACCAUAACCAAAUGAUCACGCAGCCGGUGGCCUUGCCGCCCCUGUUCCACGAGAAGCAUACCAGGGUGGAGAUGGCACCCGUACUGGGUGGCGCUGUGGGCGGCGGGUGCGGUGUUUGUGGCGGUGGCGGCGGGGCGGUGCCGGUGGCUCCGGAGGUGGCGUAUGGGUUGGGGAUGGAUGAGGAGUACGGGGUGGUUGGGUUGAGUUUGGUUUUGCUGGGGAAAAUCAGGUGGAAGGCUGCUGGUAUAACUACAGGGCGUUACGGGAUUUACGUGAAAUGUGAUGUUUUGAUUCGGUUGAGUAAGGAGGGGGUUGUGGGUCAAGUCCCUUUUGUUGCACUUCCUGUUUGUCAUGUUGAUGUAUAGAUAUAAGAGCAAUGCUACGUUGACCAUGUUGGAGUAUCACAUUUUGCGUAUCGUGUGAGGUGUCAUUAUUGUAUUGGUAGAAUGUACUUCACUACAUAAUAAAUGAGGCAUAUUCUACCAAUACAGUGGUGAUCGACACAUAAAAUUGUACUUAAAAUGUGGUACUCAGACAUGAUCACCAAAGCAUUAGCGUAGUUAUAAAUAUUCCUAAUUAACCCCUUUUCCCUCCUUAAUUCGAUCCCCAAGCUUGCAAGUGAUCACGGAGUAAAAGGCUGCUUUUAUUUUGGA
Molecule: messenger RNA, 1279 nt
Organism: Rhododendron vialii
Lineage: Eukaryota; Viridiplantae; Streptophyta; Magnoliopsida; Ericales; Ericaceae
Product: NDR1/HIN1-like protein 12
Exons: 1
Coding region: 167-991 (274 amino acids)
Biological process (GO): defense response to other organism
Source: RefSeq, a predicted model, not a curated record